AUGUUUUUUGGUUUUAACACUCUAUCUGUUUUUAUACUGCUGUACCUAUGUGGGGUUUUUGCGUCAAAAGAUGCUUCUAAGUUAUUAUCUAGAAGAAGAAGGUACGUCGCGUUUCCUGAAGGUUCGAGUUUUUCGUGUGCUGGAUGCAUGACUGUGGGUGUCAUUGGCCAGCCAUCUCCAACGACUGCUCCUGGCACAUUCACUUGGGGUUUGAACUGGGGUAUUGCGUACGAGCUGCCUAAUGCCACAGAAACAGCUAUAUUCUACAGACGGAACAAGGGAAGAAGAAAACCAAUGGAACAACGAAGGAGCAGACGGGAAUUAUAUCAAAAAUUGGAGGUGAUUAUGGACAACAUGGGUUACAGCGGUAGAGACUGCAUUUUGAAGACCCUGUGUGAGACGACCAAGAGACUUGUCCCUCACGGAGGCAAUAUGAUUGAAGAAAUGUUUAGAACUUUGUUCUCAAUGCCAGUAACUAAGGUCUUAGCAUCAGAACCAUUGGAACACGCAAUUUACGACUCGGCUUCCCGUCUUGGCCAUAUACUAGAUAACUGCGAGCAGUUUAAGUGUCCGAUAUCUUUAAUAGACUUAAUAAAGGGAUACUAUAAUGCACCAGCCCCUACGGUGGACACUAGGUUAAAUCCAUGGGCGUUAUUUAGUAGCAGUUACAGUCAAGGAUAG
This is a messenger RNA of Arctia plantaginis, 681 nucleotides long. NCBI's taxonomy places the organism in Eukaryota, Metazoa, Arthropoda, Insecta, Lepidoptera, Erebidae. The record is from the annotation of a GenBank genome assembly.